Molecule: messenger RNA, 828 nt
Organism: Pseudocercospora fijiensis CIRAD86
Lineage: Eukaryota; Fungi; Ascomycota; Dothideomycetes; Mycosphaerellales; Mycosphaerellaceae
Exons: 8
Coding region: 1-828 (275 amino acids)
Source: RefSeq, a predicted model, not a curated record
AUGGUGUUGAACGAGAGAUCUGGGUUAAAUAGUCAACUCGCCAGACACAUGUCCGUGCGUACGCGGCCCGGCAACCGAAACGUGGAGCUUGAGGACGAAGCGAAUUCAUCUUAUUCUUCCUUAAUCCUGCUUUCUCCAGCACACGCCGCUCCUCGACUUUCUAGCACCCGUACCCUCCAUAUCAGACAGACCCAUCCCGCGGCACUGCUAACGCGUCAUCAGGAUGGACCCAAGAACCAAGCACCGACACUUUACGAUCCUCGGUUUCUCCUGUCCUUCAAUCUUCUUUCUCACAGCACCUAUCAACUCUCCGACCAUGCCUUCUCUCGGGAAAGUCCUAGGCGAAGCACGUCGUCUCGGAUGUCGAGAUUCCAAAGACCACAAGCCCUCAACAUCGACAUCCACGAUCUCAAUGUCCAUAGGAGGUUGAGUGAUGUAGAUACAGAGACAAGACGAGGACGGUGGACUGGGAAGGAGAUCAGGAUGGUCUCGAGCUUUCUGGAUGAUGGUGCACCUGUUCUCAUGGUGCGUGUCGUUCAAUACUUCGAUGACCGCGUGCCAUUGCUUGCAGACACGUUGGGCGAGGACAAGGAGAAGGUCGUGCAUUGGCACUCGGUGAAGUUGCACACUGUGGUGGCCGCGCUUUGGGAAGGAAUGGCUGCUGCAUUUGGUCAGCUCUUCUUGCAGAGCCCACCGACAAAUUCCACUCACUUUGUAUGCCUGGCGCAGCGGUCGGGGGCGAAGCCUUGGACGUCACCAUUCGAUGUCUCCCCUUCAAGCCCCGAAGCAAGCUUGACUGUCACAUGCAGGCAGAAGAAUGAGCCCUAG